AACAUGAAGUCGCUGCGAUUCCUUGCUGCCGAGGGCUUCGUCCAGAGUGGUCCGUGUGCUCUGAAGAACCUCAACUGUGUGUGUUUUAACCUCUACCCGCUUCUCUUUAAGGCCUGCUACCUUCAUGAGCAGGCUGACUUGCUGCAUGAUUUGGUCCAGGUGUGGCCUCUUCCUGAGCUGAACCUACACAGGCUUCUCGGAAAGUCAGAUGAUUGUCAGAUGGACCUCACCUCCCGCACCUGCCGGCUUUGUCUGACAGCGAUUCUAACUGGCUUAAAGGAUUAUGUGCUGUCUCCUCCAAGAACCUACUCCAAGAGCCUGCAUGUAGUAGACCUGACUGCCCUGAAGGAUGUCGAACACCAGGCCUGCCCUUGCCAGUCAACCUUGGGUCGAUGGGCAAGAACCCAACUUCUGUCCCAAAUGUGCUAUGAGACCAUGGUGGCUAUGCAAGCCAACGACGUGUCCUGCUCUGCCUUUGAAACAUCCAUUGAUGUCCUUCUGAAUGGCUUUGUCACAGGCCGCAAUUAUGAGUUGGUGGCUCAGGUCUUCCUCCUCCUCCGCUACUGUCCACUGAAACUUCACUUUAUUAGUUUUCGGGCUGAUUCUCUCGCUCUCAAGCAGCUGUUCUAUGUCCUUCGCCUAGCAGAUCCCGAGUCCAUUUCAAAGCUGGAGGUGGUCCACAAUGUUCCUCUAGAGGCCAUACACUUGGAGGUGCUGCUGUCUAGGGUAGCAUUUCCCAAACUGCAGUCUUUGACCCUUCCGGCUGGGGCGUUGGAUGUUAGAAGGUUGGGCUCUGAUGAGGAAGAUCUGCUGGCCACCAUUGGCAAUCUGCUAGCACAACUGAGCAGCCUGACUGAGCUCUAUGUUGGUUUCUCUACUCUAACUGGACACUUACGCAGACUGCUAAGUCCUCUUAACACUCCACUGCAGUGCUUGGAGUUGGCCAACUGCUGCCUGAACCGUGUGGACAUGACAUACCUUUCCAACAGUCUCCACAGCGAGGCACUGGUCCGCCUGGACAUCAGUGGACAUGACAUCUUUAGCUCUUUCUCCACCUGCUUCCGCAAACUGCUCAGCCGCUGCUCAGCCACACUGGUCAGCCUGGCCCUUGAAGAAUGCAACAUAAAGGACGAGCACAUGGACUCCUUCACUGAUGCUCUGGCUUAUUGUCAGGUGCUGGAAGAACUAAAACUCCUGGGAAAUCCUCUGACCUCUGCAGCCCUGCGGAGGUUAUUCUCCAUGCUAUCUGCAGGAUUUCCUAAGUUAAAGUACAUAGAACUACCAGUUCCCCGUGAGUGUUACUCUGAGGAUGUCACUUAUCCUCUAGAUGAUUCAAUCCUACUGCAGUACAACAAGGAGCUGUUUCAGGAGGUCAGGGGCCAGCUGAUCGGGAUCCUGGAAGCAGCUGGUAGAGGGAGUGUGGAGGUGUGCACCCCACUCAUGGGGGCCUACGACCCAGACAUUAAUGAAACCAGCAAUGAGCUGGGAGUGUCCAUGUUAAAAUCUUUCAACAGUGUCAUUGGGACUUUUAUAGGAACCAUAACUGACGUGGACAACAGGAGAUCACAAGCUCAGAAUGAUAAUUAAUGGAGUCGCCUGUGGAAGCAUCAAGUAAAUAGACUGACAGAAAAGGAUCAUGAACUCUGAUUGUUCAUGAGAGUCUGGACAUUUGUGUAAAAUAUACCUGAAUCUUAAGACCUUACAGAAAUGUUUAUGCUUUUGUUGACCAUGCAGGAUGUGUUCUUUAUACUAUUCAAGCUAUAUACACACACAGUAUUUUUCAGUGUAGUGCUAGUAGUUACCUAGCAAAGUCAUCACUGUUGUACACUGUGAAAACAGAUCAAGUAAGCUGCGUUUGUUUGACUGUGGCUUUACAUCUUAUACAGGACCUCCACUGCUGACGUGAUAUUAGCUCAGCAUCACUAUUUUCUUCCCAUGCUUCCUACAGUCUGAGCCAAACAGGUGUGCAGUGCAGACAGACCUAAUUAAUGUAGCAGAAAUGGUAGAUACUUGAAAUUUCCCAGUAAUGUCUUGCUUUCAUCUGUUGUACAUGUCU
This is a messenger RNA of Scatophagus argus, 2056 nucleotides long. RefSeq names its product leucine rich repeat containing 14B (gene lrrc14b). The record is from RefSeq and is a predicted model, not a curated record. Bases 4 to 1587 code for a protein of 527 amino acids. Gene Ontology annotation, cellular component: cytoplasm. Gene Ontology annotation, biological process: negative regulation of cell differentiation; negative regulation of DNA-templated transcription; positive regulation of cell population proliferation. NCBI's taxonomy places the organism in Eukaryota, Metazoa, Chordata, Actinopteri, Scatophagidae. The transcript is spliced from 3 exons.